Messenger RNA from Puccinia graminis f. sp. tritici CRL 75-36-700-3, 2539 nucleotides. Its product is annotated as X-Pro aminopeptidase. The record is from RefSeq and is a predicted model, not a curated record. Bases 112 to 2220 code for a protein of 702 amino acids. Gene Ontology annotation, molecular function: metalloaminopeptidase activity. The transcript is spliced from 4 exons. Lineage: Eukaryota; Fungi; Basidiomycota; Pucciniomycetes; Pucciniales; Pucciniaceae.
AAAAAAAAAAAAAAAGACUACGAGGGAGAUUCACAGGGAGAGUCGGAUGACGUCAUCCUGCUAUCUGGCACCCAACUUAAUUGCAGAUUAGUCGAUGGUUGGCCGGAUGCUAUGCUUCCGCUCCGAGUCCAUUCCCAUUCCCAACUCAACAUCUUCAACAAACUAACAUCAACAAGAACACUCAGCCAUCGUUUCACAAACAGUUUCCGAUCCACCAGGUCCUACCAUCAACCCCACGACCAUCUGCUCGACAUGAACCAAGAGGAGAACAUUCUGCCCCCGCCGAUCGACACCGGCAAACGAUUGGAGGGAGUCAAGCAGUUGAUGAAAACCAAUCAGGUCUCCAUCUACGUCGUCCCAACUGAGGAUGCUCACGGAAGUGAAUAUAUCUGUCCAGCCGAUGCCAGACGAGAAUACAUCACCGGAUUCACCGGCUCCGCCGGAACAGCCUUGAUCUUACUCAAUCAACCCCAGAGUCUGCUCUUCACCGAUGGAAGAUACUUCAAUCAAGCCUCCAAGCAACUUCAUCCUUCCUACUGGACUUUAAUGAAACAGGGGCUUGAAGGCGUGCCCACCUGGCAAGAAUAUCUCAUCAAGGCUGCUGCUGAUCAUCUCGACAACACUGAGGCUCAGAAUUCAACCGGCUUACGAAUCGGAAUCGAUCCUACUCUGUUCAGCGUCAAGGACUCUCACGAUCUAUCUGCGAAGCUACAAGAACAUUCAGCUCAGCUUGUCAGCCUGAAAGACAAUUUGAUCGACAUCGAAUGGGCCUCUUCAAGAUCAGAGAGACCGCACAAUCCAAUCAGGAUCUUAGAGCUCAAGUAUUCCGGCCAAUCGACCUCAGAAAAAUUAGAAAAAAUUUGGGAUAGAUUGAAAUCAUUGAACGAAUCGAGGCGAAACUUGAUCGGGAUCGUGGUUAGCGCGUUAGAUGAAAUCGCUUGGUGUUUGAAUCUACGAGGAAGCGAUAUCGUAUAUAAUCCAGUAUUCUUCUCUUACCUGUGGAUAGGUAUUCAAGAUCAAGUCAUUCUAUUUGUCAACGAACAUCAACUCGAUUCGACUCUCAGCCAGUAUCUACGAGAAAACCAUAUCGAAACUAGACCGUAUGAUUCGAUCUGGAACUUUUUACAAGAGUUUCACGACAGCAAAUUGAACCCUUCAAGUCCAUCCGCGAUCCCUCAUGGAAAGGUACUCAUCUCACCGACUACCUCUCUAGCAAUCGAAAACCAUCUAGGCGGAGAAUCCAAGACGGUCCAAUUGAGAUCGCCGCUCCAAGACCUGAAAGCGAUCAAGAACCCGACAGAAAUCGAAGGAUUCAGGAAUGCCCAUCUGCGUGAUGGAGUUGCUCUAGUCACCUACUUCGCCUGGCUCGAAGAGACCCUCUUAGCUCCCGGUGCGAGGCCUUUGAACGAAUAUGAUGCGGCCCUCGAGUUGGAACGCUUCAGGAAACAGUUGGGGGGCGAUUUUUUCCAAGGUCUCAGCUUCGAUACAAUCUCUAGCUCCGGUAAAAACGCCGCUAUUAUUCAUUACGGCCCUCCUGAAACUGGUUCGGCUAUCAUCGACAAAGAUCAAAUUUAUCUAUGCGAUUCAGGCGCUCAAUACCUUGAUGGUACGACCGACGUCACUCGAACCUGGCACUUUGGAGCUCCCACAGCCGAGGAAAAAAGGGCAUGCACGCGUGUCUUACAAGGCCACAUCAACAUUGAUCAGAUGAUUUUCCCAGAGAAAACCACAGGAUAUCAACUGGAUCCAUUUGCAAGACAAUAUCUCUGGCUCGAUGGGCUUGAUUAUCGACAUGGUACUGGGCAUGGUGUGGGCCACUUCUUGAACGUACACGAGGGACCACAGGGGAUUGGGACUCGACCGCAAUGUGAUCAAGUUAGCUUGAAGGCUGGAAUGACUCUAUCUAAUGAACCCGGUUACUAUAAAGAUGAAGGCUUUGGUAUACGGAUUGAAUCGGUCGUCGUUGUCAAAGAAAUCAAACGUCUUAGUCCUGAACCUCCCAACGAAAACAACGCCAAGCCGUUCUUGGGGUUCGAGAAUUUGACGAUGUGUCCGAUCCAAACCAAGCUUUUGGAUCUUAGUUUAUUGAAUCAGAAUCAGGUUGAAUGGAUCAAUUCUUACCAUCAGCUUGUUUUAGAUAAAUUGAGUCCCCGUUUAACUCACGAUUCGAGGGCAUUAAACUGGCUGAAGAAAGAAUGUCAACCGAUCCCAACCAACUAGACAAUCACCUAAUUUGCUUUGGGGGGAGGGGGCGCUUUGUUUUUCUUAUAAUCCAAUUUGGAAAGUGUAAAUUCUUUAUAAAACAAGCAUUUUUUUCCCUCUAUCUAAUAGAAAGCACUCCCUGAGAAUAAUCAAGUCGUUUGGUCAAUGCCCUGUGUUGGAUAAGCUUUUCUUUUCUUCCUUUUUUGCAUCAUUAUUGGGACAUGUAUCUUUCUUUUGAUGAAAAAAAUCAAGUUCACUGAUAAUCUGAUUUGUUUUGAAAUAUAUUGAUCCAUGGUUGAGUUAUACAUACAUGUCUGGUAGAAGUGAACAUGUAGGA